AUCUCUUCAUCUCAUAAAAUACUCGCGUAUGUGAUUUUUCGCGAAUAAUGUUGCGGGAGUGUGAAGUGUGAAGAAGAAGAAGAAGAAAAAGAAAAAGAAAAAGAAGAAGAUAACGAGAGGAGGAAGGAUAUUGAUUCGAUAUAUGCGCAAGAAUUGGCGCAUUAAUACAAAGUGUGUGGUGAUCCUGUUUUGUUUCCUGUUUUGUUUUGUUUAUUUCGGUUUGCUAUCCCUCGGAGAGAGCAGUGGUGUCGGUUAAUAAUCGUGCUACUUCCGUCGCGUAUUCUCUCUUCACGGGAAAAUAAGGAAGCGGAGGCGGGCAGAGUGAGUUCGGCGAAACGCCGAGACAAAGCCGGACUCUCGCCUCCCGAAGCCGACGCCGAUAACGAGAGGACGGAAAAAAAGACACUCGAAGAUCGGCCGAUCGGAGGCUCGAGCUAAUCCGCAAGCCGAGCGCAAUAAUGCCGCACGUCAGCAGCAGCGGCGGUGGCGAUGAUCUCGGAAGCGAGGACGAGGUCAAAGUUUUCAAGGAUGAGGGCGAGGACGAGAAACGAUCCUCGGAGAACCUCACCGAGGAGAAGAGCUCCCUCAUCGAUCUCACGGAGUCGGAGGAAAAAGGAUCACUUCCCGGAGGCAGCUACUCGACGGGAAAGACGACGGCCAGGUCGGACCUCAGCCCCGUUUACGGAAAGGUGGACCCUACCCCACAUACCUCAUCGUUCAACAUGGGCUACCUCGUAUCACCAUACUCUUACCCAAACGGCGCUGGAGGACACAUCCCCGUCUCUAUGGCGAGCAAGAUGGGCCUGGCCGGCACUCACCCGAGUGGUCUACCCUUCUUUUGCCCUAACGGUGAUCACCUGUCUCAGCCACCCCCGGCACACAUGGGGAUUCCACCCUACGGCACGCUGGACGUGAGCAAAGCGGCCGCGGCCGGUGAGUAUUGGCCACCACACGGCCCAUCCACACACCCCACGCACUGGAAACGACUCCUUGCCGCAGCAGCCUCCACAGGUCUGGCGAGGGCGCCGAUAUACCCCUUUCCGACUGGCCAAUACUCAUACCCGAUGCUCAGUCCGGAAAUGACGCAAGUCGCCGCAUCCUGGCACACCCCGAGCAUGUAUCCCAUAUCUCCUGCCAGCGCUGGAUUUCGGAGUCCCUAUCCAACGGGAUUACCGAUCACCAGUUCAAGCUUACCAAGCGAGCUGUACAGAUUUUCACCAACUGGCCUCAUGCCUCCGCAUCCUGGACUCAGUCCGCACGCACACGCGUUGGCCUCGCAUCCGCUGGUCUCUUCUGCCCCGAAGCCGGACCAUUCUACCUUGGAUCACAAUCACAGGUCUACGAUAGAUCAGAAAAAUUCAACAUCGUUAGCAUCAGAUAACACAAAAAAUCAAGAUACGGGUCAGCAAAAUAAUCAAGAUAAAAAGAAACCUCAUAUAAAAAAACCACUCAACGCAUUCAUGCUCUACAUGAAGGAGAUGAGGGCGAAGGUUGUAGCCGAGUGUACGUUAAAGGAGAGCGCUGCUAUUAAUCAAAUAUUGGGAAGACGAUGGCACUCGCUAAGUCGGGAGGAGCAGGCGAGGUAUUAUGAGGCUGCCAGACAGGAGCGCCAUCUUCACCAACAGCGCUACCCUGGCUGGAGCGCGAGGGAUAACUACGGAUAUGGAAGCAAGAAGAAGAAGAGGAAGAAAGAGCGCUCCGCAGAUCCCACCGGAGGUAAUAACAUGAAGAAAUGUCGUGCCAGGUACGGACUAGACCAACAAAGUCAAUGGUGUAAACCUUGCAGACGUAAGAAGAAAUGUAUCAGGUAUAUGGGGGAGGGAGGAGAUGGCGACGGCGACGGUGACGGAGAUGGGGACGGAGAUGACGAUCAUUCGGAGGACAACCUGGGCAGCGUAGGGGAGGCAGGCACUCCUGAGGAAGAUGAGUCACUGAGCAGUCCUGGAGGACUUUCGGCUCUUUCUAGUCUGGCCAGCCCGUCGCUGGUAUUGCCUUCGCCUUCGAGCUUAGCCAGCCCCUGUCCGUGUCCCUUAACACCUCCGGUGCCUCCUCCACCUUUGCCUCAGAUUCAAGCACAACCAGCGCCUCCUCAUCGGAACCCGGUCGGCACCAAUCCCCAUGACAUCAACAAUCCGCUCAGUGUGAACCAACUGACAGGACAGUGUAUAAAAAGUGAUGUGGGACCUGCCCCCUCGGGCCCAUCCAAUCCUGCUAUCAGUGUCACGUAGCCCUGGGCAGCCCCAAGUGACAAAACUAUAAUAUUCGGUGUCAUCGGGGUUCAACUACGUUUAAGUUCAGAAAGACUGGAUAAUCGUAACGUUUGAAACUAGCCUGUUUUUUUCCUCAAAAUACUUACGACUUCUUUGCUUUCCGCGAUUACCUUCUUGCUUUUGCUAACGGGCAUAGGGUUGAAUAUACUACAUUAAAAUCACCGGUGGUCUAAAGGUUAAAUUGAACUUCUGGCAUGCUAGAUAUGAAAAAGUACUAAUCGACCUAGUCCAUUUUUCUUUCAGCCUAUGAAUUAGGAAAUUUCACUUCUUGUUUAUUGCAAAAUUACGCCUGUGACAUAUUUUUUUCUACUCGAUUCUGACGGCACUUUGACCCCAAUUUUUUGGAACAUUUUAAAGUAAAUGAAUAGUAAGUUGGAAAAAAACAUGAUGACGAAUAAUUAUUUGGAAAAAUGUGUCCAAUAUAGUUUUGAAACACUUAUAGUUAUCCAGCCUUUUGCAAAUAUCCACUUGUAAAGACAGUGUCUAAAACAACCAAACACACACAUAUGAACAAUGUAAUGAUGAAAAUGAUGCAGAAAUACUCAGGACCAAGUGUCUGGCUGUAGUUAAUCGCUCGAUAUUCAACUGCAUUGAUGAUGAAAGACUUGAAGUGUAGUGUGAAGUGCGUAUACUGCAGCUCGUAGUCCUUGUUACGUUGUGAUGCCAAUGACUGACAUGUCAUGUUCCUGUGCCAGGUACUAUAUUCUAUAAAUAAUUAUAUCACAAGAGAAAACACAUAGAUAAAAGAAGAAAAUAAUUAAUUAAUUAAGUAAAUAGCGUUUAUCAUUCAUUUAUUCAACGUCAUUGUGUCAAAAUAUCUAUCUUCUGUAUGUAAUUUGUUAUUUUUUUAAAAGUCUAUACAAUUGAUUAAUUAGCAUAAGAUCUCUUUAGUGCGAAGUCGUUAAUUUAAGGCUGUUUUAGAAUAUCAAUCACCCCCCUUUCUUACCAUCUCCCAUCCCCCUUCAACUUGACGAUAAUAGCUAUAUAAUUGGCAGAUGUCUUACCGAUGUUGUAAGUUUUUCUUUUUUUUUUUUUCUUUUUGGGUUUUGUCGAAUUUACCCGUUUUGUUCACCAAAUCUAUCCGUGGAUCUCCGUAGCAUAAUAUUAUGGGCCAUAUCUAGAUAAAUAUUGACAAUUUAUCUAACGAAUCGGUGAUUUUGUGUAUUAAUUCAGAACAUCUUUCAUUCUAAUUCUUAACACAAUCAUCUUAUGAUACAGAGAUUAUUCCGCUUUUUGAUAGCAUUCGAAACAAGGUCUCGGGUAUUUUCAAAUAAUAAGAAAAUUCCCUGAAAGCAAAUUAUGAAAUUGUCUUGAAUUUCCAACAAAUGUACCUCUUUCGUUCGUAAUGUUACGUUAUUUAACGAAUUCGUCUGUAUUCGACGAUCGAACAGUAACUUCUGUAACAUUUCUUUGCAAUUUUUUGUUUUCUCUUAAAGUGUCACUGACAAUGUACAAGUGUGAGAGGAAUUUUCUGUUUUUCAUCUUCGUUCAGCAGUGCAAUGAACAUUUCUCACAAUACAGAGGUGUCAGAGAGAUAUUUCCUUUAACGAAAGAUUGGAGAUCCAAACUUUCCAUCUUAGGAUUCUCAAGGCUUUUGCAUUUUUACAUGAAAGAUAAUGAAAGAAAGAUUUUAUGAUAUCAAUGAUACACUCUACUAUUUUAUUUUAUUUUAUUUUUUUAUUUCAAACGAGUGUG
This is a messenger RNA of Diprion similis, 3965 nucleotides long. RefSeq names its product protein pangolin, isoforms A/H/I/S. NCBI's taxonomy places the organism in Eukaryota, Metazoa, Arthropoda, Insecta, Hymenoptera, Diprionidae. The record is from RefSeq and is a predicted model, not a curated record. Gene Ontology annotation, biological process: regulation of transcription by RNA polymerase II; canonical Wnt signaling pathway. The transcript has 12 exons. Gene Ontology annotation, molecular function: DNA-binding transcription factor activity, RNA polymerase II-specific; RNA polymerase II cis-regulatory region sequence-specific DNA binding. Gene Ontology annotation, cellular component: beta-catenin-TCF complex. Bases 459 to 2228 code for a protein of 589 amino acids.